Molecule: messenger RNA, 678 nt
Organism: Orycteropus afer afer
Lineage: Eukaryota; Metazoa; Chordata; Mammalia; Tubulidentata; Orycteropodidae
Product: olfactory receptor 5M11-like
Exons: 2
Biological process (GO): sensory perception of smell; G protein-coupled receptor signaling pathway
Cellular component (GO): membrane
Molecular function (GO): olfactory receptor activity; G protein-coupled receptor activity; odorant binding
Source: RefSeq, a predicted model, not a curated record
UCAGAGAAGAAGACCAUUUCCUUUGCUGGCUGCUUUACACAGUGUUACAUUUUCAUUGCACUCCUGCUCACUGAGAUUUACAUGUUGGCAGCAAUGGCCUAUGACCGCUACAUGGCCAUACGCAACCCACUGCACUAUAGUGUGAAGAUGUCCAGGAAAGUCUGCAUCUGUUUGGCCACAUGUCCUUAUGUCUAUGGCUUCUCAGAUGGUCUGUUCCAGGCCAUCCUGACCUUCCGCUUGACCUUCUGCAGAUCCAAUGUCAUCGACCACUUCUACUGUGCUGACCCACCACUCAUUAAGCUCUCUUGCUCUGAUACGUAUAUCAAAGUACACGCCAUGCUCAUCUCAGCUGGCUUCAACCUCUCCAGCUCCCUCACCAUCAUCCUGGUGUCCUAUGGCUUCAUAAUCACUGCCAUCCUGCGGAUCAAAUCAGCAGAUGGAAGGCACAAGGCAUUCUCCACCUGUGGUUCCCAUAUGAUGGCUGUCACCCUAUUUUACGGGUCACUUUUCUGUAUGUAUAUAAGACCACCCACAGAUAAGACUGUCAAGGAAUCCAAAAUAAUAGCAGUCUUCUACACCUUUGUAAGUCCUAUAUCAAACCCUUUGAUCUGUAGCCUGAGGAACAAAAAUGUUAAAAAAAGCAAUAAGGAAAGUUAUCCAAAAGAAAUUGUUUGUUAA